Molecule: messenger RNA, 13282 nt
Organism: Drosophila innubila
Lineage: Eukaryota; Metazoa; Arthropoda; Insecta; Diptera; Drosophilidae
Gene: Apoltp
Exons: 21
Coding region: 188-13153 (4321 amino acids)
Biological process (GO): lipid transport
Molecular function (GO): lipid carrier activity
Source: RefSeq, a predicted model, not a curated record
AGCAGCGGCUCAUUCGUGUUUGCCGCCUCGUGCACAGCGGACGCAGUUCAGAAUUUGCUUAAAAACGAGUUGGAAAUUGUCGGCAUAAGGGGUUUCUGCCGCGUUAACCGGAACUACAUUUUCGAGCUAUGCGAAAUUGAUUUCGUUUAUAUUCGAAGUCUUGAGACACUAACUUGCCACGCCCAGCAUGGGCGCUGUAAAUCUCCUGUCAGCUCUUUUGCUGCUCCUGGCGCUGUUUAUGGCACAGAGUCAGGCGGCGCGGGAAAAUCCUCUCAAGGAUCCGCGCAUUUGCGGACGUCCCCAGUGUGAAACGAUAACUUCAAAAUUCGAUUAUGGCAAUAAAUUGUACAAAUAUGAUUAUACGGUAUCGUUACGCACCGAAUUCGCUGGAUCCGGCGAUAAUAGCUCCGAUUUGUACUUAAAAGCCGACCUGGAGAUAUUCUUUCCCAAAGGCUGCGAGGGCUAUCUACGCAUUAAUUCCGUUAAACUCUACGAUACGAUUCAAGAGUCUAACGAGUCCAACAGUGAAAGUACUUCCAAAGAUACUUAUGAUUAUUAUGAUAAUUUGGCCAGCAGCGAUUCGGGCGAGGCUUCAGACUUUGAGAACCUGCACCCUAAAAGCUACGAUAUGUCCACCGAAUUAUCCAAGAAUCUGCUACGCUUCGCCUUUCAUGAUGGUCUGAUAAGCGAAGUGUGUCCAGCUGAGUUGGAAAGCCCUUGGGUUCUCAACUUCAAGAAGGGCAUAUUGUCAAGUUUUCAAAAUACCAUGAUGCGAUUUGAUGUUGACUUUAAUACCACCGAAACAGAUGUAUCUGGCGACUGUGAAGUACAGUAUGAACUUGUAACAAUCGACAAUGUCUAUGUGACCAUACGCAAGACCAAAGAUAUUCUCACAUGUCGACGACGUUACGCCACACAGUCUGUGCUGCAAACAACACCUUACACUUUCCGAGAUGAUAAGACAAUUUGGCCCAUUCUCAAUUCACAGAGCUACUGCAAUUUGACUGUUGAUAAGAAUGUUUACCGCGAGAUCAGCUGCCUGGAGAAUCACUUGUUGGUUCCUUUUUCCAAUGGCAGCUCCGGCGCUUUGACCACCACGAAAAGUAAACUUCUGCUAACGGGAAGCGAUGACUACAGCAUAAGCGAAUUCCUGGAACAGAAUAUCGAGAUGGUUGAGAGACGUUCUCCUCUAAUCUUUGACCAUACGCCGCCUGUGAAGCCCACUCAUGAUGAGAUUAAGGUCGCCCGUGAAUUGUUGGUGGAAAUGUGCGCUUUGGGUUUUCCGAAUAUACAACGUGAGUUCAUCGAUGUCUUUACCAACUUUUUACAAUCGUCCAAGAGUCUGGACUACAAGACGUUGACGGUGUUGUUGCAACGAUCGGCGAGUAUUUGUUCGCAGGGCAAGAACCACGUGCUGGAAUCGCUGCCCUACAUUGGAAGCACUGCCUCUUAUCAAGUGAUGCGCGAUCAAAUUGUUUAUGAGAAAAUUUCCAAAGAAAUGGCACACAGUUGGAUGACAUCAAUGUCAUAUAUCACACGACCCGAUGAGGAGACCUUGGACACAUUCUACAGCAUACUUGACUAUGCCAAAAACAAACAAGACCCGGAAUACACCCUAGGCUCGACAGCUGUGGUGCACAGUUAUUGCAAGCAUCAUGAAAACUGCGAGGAAAACCUUAAGGUUACAAAGAUUAUCACGCUGCUGGAGACCGAAUUCCUAAAUCAGUUUAAAAAAUAUCGUGGCGCGCGAAAGCAACACGAACGUUUAACAAUUCUGCUCAAAGGAUUGGGAAACAUUGGCGUCAUGUCCAAUGAUUUCGCUGUGCAAUUACAAUCCAUAAUCAAGGAUAAUUCGGUACCUGUUAACAUAAGAUUGCAGAGCAUUUUCUCCUUUAGACGCGUCAAUUGCCUUAAACAUCGCAAGUUUUUCCUGGAUUAUUAUGCGGACUAUACGUUCAACUCUGAACUGCGUAUCUUCAGUUAUCUGCAAACCAUGCGCUGUCCAGACUAUAUAUCUAUUGCGGAAAUUAAGUCCAUUCUCGAACAUGAACAGAUCAACCAAGUUGGCUCCUUUGUCUGGUCUCAUUUAACCAAUUUGGCCAAGUCCAAUUCUCCAGUGCGCAUAGAAGCUCAGGGCUUAUUGUUAAACGAUGAACUCUCCGAGAAGUUUAAAAUGGAUAUACGCAAGUUCUCCCGGAACUACGAGCACAGCUUGUUCUUCGAUGAGUACAAUUUUGGUACCACAACGGAUGCCAAUCUCAUCUUUGGCACCGACUCCUAUCUGCCACGUCAUGUCAGCGUUAAUUUUACCGCCGAUCUCUUUGGUCAGUCCGUUAACUUCUUUGAGUUUAAUGCAAGAGCCGAGGGUUUUGAGGAACUAGUGGCUAAUGUUUUUGGUCCAAAAGGACCUUUGAAUGGUGAGCUGCUACGCAAGAAACUCUCCUUUCUCAAUCGUUGGCUGGGCAAUGAGAGCGCUGAGGAGGACGACACAUUGGACAAUUUGCUCAGUUUAGACAAUUUGCGACUUAAACGUAGGACUGAGGAUGCCAUAGAAUCGGGGGACUAUGAAUAUAAAUUCGAGGAAGAUGAUGAGGAAGAAUCAGCGAGAACCAGGCGGAAUGCCGAUACUGCAGCCAAGGUAAAGAAACAAGGAAUCGAUCGGAAUGUUGAUCAAUUGGGAUACAAACUGAAAUACGAUUAUAACAAUCCUCGAGCACAGUUUGGAAUGCGUAUUUUUGGCAACGAUUUGCGUUAUUAUAAUGUUGAAUCCAUGACGGAGGUAGCAUUGUUGGCAGCCCAACUUAAUCCCAUGUCUCAGGCCAAGAAGCUGCUCUCGGGGAAACCCUUUACCUACACCAAGUCGAGUGUUUUCCUGGAUGCAUCUUAUAGUGUUCCUCUAGCAAUUGGCAUGCCUUUGGCAAUCCACGCUUUUGGUGCAUCUUCCGUUGAUCUGAGCAUCUCAGGCAAUCUGGAUAAACUUGAUGCCGAUUGGCAUUUCGAUGUGCAAGGACUUUUCAAGCCCUCGGUGUCCGUGGAUGUCAUAACAACGAUGCAAACGGAUAUGUAUUGGGAUCAAUCGGGCAUUAAGGUCAAGAGUAAUUUGUACUCCAACUCAGAGGUGGAGGCCAACUUGAAGAUGCGCGGUCGCAAUCUCAUUUCAUUCUCCUUCAACCUGCCGCAGGAUAAGAAUGAAAUAUUUAGUGCACGAUCCGAGUUGUUGGUGGUCAAGAGAGAUCAGCAGUUGCCUCAGGGGGGAAUUGAGAAGCGCAGUGCCAACUCUACCUGCACUUGGACCGUCCUGGACACGGCAGUUGGAUUGCAAAUGUGCUCGCAUUAUAGUGUUCCCGAUCUGAGCAAUGCCACAGAUGCUUAUCCCAGUUUAAUACUAUCGGGGCCACUAAACUUCAGUCUAGUUCUCAAGAAAUCUGAUUUGUCGGCCAAGAAGUAUGUGUUCGAGUACAUUUGGGAUCAGGAGGAGGAAGAGAAGAACAACUUUUCGCUAGUUUUCACCACACCUGGCUCAAAGGUUCCUCGCAUCCUUGUUGCCAAUUUGACUAGCAUUUCCAAUGCCUUUAACGCUUCCGUUGCCUUCACAAAUGGCGAGAAUCGAGCCUCCGCCGGCUGCAGCUUUGAUAACAAUCCCGACUACAGACGCCUCGAUGUCUAUCUGGACAAUAACCGUCAACGAUACUUUGACUUGGGCAUGGAACUGCGACGAUAUCAAGACUUUACUGCCUGGAUUUAUAAGCCUCGCAUGCUGUUGACCCUCCAAGGAGUAAAAGUUACCGGCCUGGUUGGAUCCAUCAAAAUCAAUGAAAAGAACGGCAUCAAACAACAUGAUGUGGAUCUCUCCUUCGAGACGAGGAAUCUACAGGCUUUAGUCAGUGGAAACGUUGUGCAAAACGAAGUGACCACCUCCACCAAUAUGACCAUUAAUUACAGGUUCAAGGAUGCCAAAAUAGAAACAAUUAACUUUGCUGGUCGUCUGCUGGACAAUAGCGAUAAAUCCAAGACGGAAUAUCGAGGAAAUAUGAAACUGAGGACGACAGCGUAUCCCAAACUAAACUUUGCCUCAAAUGCCACUUGGCUGAGUCUGCAAGGACACACUGAGGGUAUAUUUACCUAUAACAAUGCUCCGGAUUAUAUCAAUCCCAACUACACGAGCUUAGUGAGGUUAAUCUUUGCACGCUCUCAAUCCGAGGAUGCUAUUUUCGACGGUACCAGGACGCGUGCCAGCUUGGAACUGAAGCUUCCAAGAUCAAAAAUAGAUUACCGCAUAAUGGUCAAACACGAGGAGCGCAGCAAAAAUGGCACGGAGAAUAAUGUUAUUAUAGGUCUGAAGUAUGCGCCGGAGAAGGAGAUUACGGGUCUGUUUUCUGUGUAUCUGCCACGUCGUAGUCUCUUUGCCGUCGAUGCCUAUAUGAAUAUAUCUGUGCCGGAAUUUAAUUCCUGCACCGCAAGUCUUAAAGUCAAUGAAAUUGAGACAAAGGAUUAUAUGGUGUUUAUCAAUGGUUCCUGGUUCACGGGUCACUCGAUUUCCAUCAAAGGCAACUAUAAAGAUCGAAGUUCGCGUGCUCAGGCCUUGCAUCACCUAAAAAUGAUUGUGGAGAGUCCUUCAUUUGAAUUAACCUCAUUGAACAUUGUCUAUCGACGGAAUCAACUUUUGAUCUUCUCCGAUCUGCAAGCCAAGUAUGGAAAGGAUCCUUACGGUUUGACCGUACAAUAUGCUUCUAAUGCGCACAAUCGCAAUUCGAAUGCCGAAGUGCGUUUGAAGAUCAAGGAAAAAGAUUAUUGGAUUAAUUCAAAAUUAUUAUCAGAGCAGCCAAAACUCUUGCAGCUAGAAAUGCACAUUGAUAAAAUUCGAGAUGUGCACAUAAGACUGGGCUUGUUAAACAUUGAGAAGCGUAAAGAGUUGUCUCUGGAGCUGAAAUGGGAUGCCAAUCGUGAUCCAAGUCAGAGAUUGGGUUUGCUCCUAGAGUACAACAGUCCGGGAAAUAAACAUUACGACGGCAAUGUUAUGUUAACCUAUCCGGAACGCACCAUUACCUGUGGCUUCAACACGUAUACGGGUGGGCCCAAGUAUUACGGCAAAGCACAUGCCUCAUGGAGCAUCACAGAGGUCAUUGAGUUCAGCUACGAUGCGGGAAUUAUGCCGGGAAAGACCCUUCAUAAUUGGGUGCAUGCAGAGCUUAGCACUCCCUUCAAUGGCUGGCGGACAAACAGUCUACGGGCGGGUGUCUAUAACGUAAAGAAUUUGGUAUUGAUGAACUCAACGUUGUCCUGGGCCGACGAUCAGUUAUUGGAGCUGGGUUUCAAAAGCGAUCACGAUAUACGAGAUCAGUUGGUUAGCUUUGAUGUGCGUAUCGGCAUCAACAGCACCAUUAAGGAUAUACCCACGAUAAAUGUCAAGGUAAAACACAUGCAGGAUACAAAGAAGUUCGACACGGAUCUCUAUUUGAGAUAUAAACAGAACGAGACCUUCAACACAUACAGCAUCAAGUCUAACUGGGAUGUGAUACGCAAUCAACGCUAUCACAAUGUCUCCGGCACGGUUUCCCUGGUCAGUCCCUUCGAGGGGUAUAGAAAGGGAGGUUUGGUUGCCAUGUUCAUGUUGAACGAUAAGCGGCAGAUUCAAGGAGCCGCCUCCCUUGAGUUUGACAUACGUGAAUUUACUCUGACAAUGGAUGGUUAUGUAAAGAAGCUCACGGAUAAUAUGCUGACUAUUAAUAUCACAACUCCGCUGGAGAAAUUCCGUACGAUUAAUGGACGCUUUGGAUUGAAUGAGAAGAAACGUCAUGCGGUGGCAGAGGUACGUGCCCCAACUGCCGCCCUUGGAUUUGAAGCUCUUGCGGAUAUCAAGAAUCUACUGGACUUUGAUGUCAAGCUGAGUGUGGCCACGCCCAUUGAAAGCUUCCAGCAAGCCGCCUUGUUUGGCAAGGUCAAUACGGAACGUGUGGAUAUGCGUGGCAUCUGGAAUAAUGCCACAUUGGGCUUUACAGGAGUGUGGCAUAUGCACAAUCUCACCGAUUUUGAAUACUCUUACCUGGUAUUCACACCACUUGCGGGCUUCGAAGAGAAUGGAUUUAUUGUGCAGUUGCUGAAGAGGGAAACUUUCAUAUUCCAGCUGCAUGGAAAGCUAUCAAACUACAAGUUGGGUGUUAAGAUCAAAGGACAUCCUAAACCGAAAUUGGUCAAUCAAUUGAGUAGCCAGAAAAUGCAAUUAGAUUUACACUUCGAUGAUGACUUCCAGCCGCCAAGAGUUGAAGAGGAAUCCGAAGAGGAUUAUCUCUCCUACCUAACGACUUUCGAACUGGACUCGUUGGUCUGGCCGACAAUUGAUGGCCAGGUUGACAUACAGGAAAAUCUCGAUAUGUAUUUCAUUGUUGGCAAUGUAGAUCUACCUCAGGGCAGAGUGGAGUUCAGGGAUCGUCUGUAUUAUCCAGACUACAUUAAUGUAUUGAAUGUGCUCACUGUAACCACACCAUUUGCCAUCGCCAAGGACUUCAAGUCUAUUUUCGAAUAUCACAUUGAUUUGUACUUCAACUCCUUCUAUCAGCGUAUUCAGUUUAUGUUGCGCAAUAAAUUAGAGCAGUCCCAAGAAAUGGGCGUUGAAUUGAACUACACCAAGGUCGUGGACAAUGUCAGACCACAGGCAUUCAAUGUCCAAUUGAAGCUCAUAACGCCAUACGAAUUGUUGCCAGAGAUCAAUGUUCAUGGUCGCAUCGAGAUGGAUGACAAUGCCUAUAAGGGAAACAUCAGCUCAUGGACAGCCAACACUCAUUUAUCACUAGCUGCAGCUGUGGAGAAUGAAGACAGCUUCCUGGAAACCUCUGUGGGCAUCUUACUGGAGACAGAUGUCAUACCGCAUUACGCUUGCAAGGUUUACUUCAAGAGGGACUUUUCUGCUGUGGACAACAUUAUUGAAGUGCGCUUUGAAGUCACUGACAAUGGCACUGUCAAUCAGCUUCACAUCGAAACGGAUUGGCACACGAAUUCCUCUUAUUUCUUGAACGCUAAUGGCAAAGUGGAAACCACAAUGUUGCCAUUGAAACUUGCCUCAACUUCUGUGCUGGCAACAAAGGGGCCAAAUCCACAGGUGAAUUUCGAUCUCAUUUUUGUGAGUCGCGAUGGAGAGAGUAUGGCUUAUGGCACGAGAUCAAAUAUAAAGAAGGAGGUGUUCAACGUUGAAGUAUGGACGCCAUUGAAGAACUACAGAAAUAUCUCGAUGCACGGCACAAUUCUAAAGAAUGCUAGGGAUCCUCAGCGUUACGAUGUGUCUGGAAAUCUUUAUCGCAAUAUGGCAACUUAUGGUGUAACGGGUGCGGUAAGAAUGACGGAUGGUUGGCCGAUGGAAACCACUUUGAGGGUACAGCCAAAGUCUGGAGGUCGUGACGGGGUUAUUGAGCUGAAUAUACAGGAGGCAGGGCCAAAUAAAGUGCGCUUCUCUUUUAGUGCCAUUGAGGAUGGCAAGAUGUGUCAGAUAUCUGGCGGAUAUAGCGUCAGUGACAACAAUGGCGGCAUGGAUUUCUCACUACUUGUGGAGAGCACCGAACCGGACAUUGCACGUAUUAACUUCUAUGGCAGUCUUAAGCCCGUGGAGCAGCGUCGUCUAGUGGGCGACUUGAAUCUGGAGACACCGUGGAAACAUUUGGGUAUUGAUUCUGUGCAUCUUCACUCCGAUCUUGGCGUGCGAUCCGAUGGCGGCCAGAUUAUCGGAGAAUAUCAAAUUGGCAAGCACAUUGGACGAGGCAGUUGCCUCUGGUCAUUUAUUCUGGGCGAGAAUCUGCAGCUGGUGCUGGAGAGUUAUAUAGAAAGACCCGCUGCCCAGCCGAGGAUUGUGCACGCCAGUGCCAGAUAUCUCAAUCCCGGCAAGAAUUUCGAACAACUGCAGUCGGGUGGACGACUGAGUGUCGACUCCAAAUGGAACCUGGAUGUGAAUGGCAGUCUGCACUACAAGUCCCCAGAUGACUUCGAUUUCAAUAUUCUCACGCAGUUGCCUCUGCCUGUGGGAGAUACCCAUCAGCUGAGUGCCAAAUAUCGUGGAAAUAUCAUUAGUAAACAGCUUCAAAGCCCCAAUUUCUUUAUUGAGACCGGCUACAAAUCGCUGGAGGCACAGCGGAUACUUCUAUCGCGUCUCUCCUAUCGCAAUGACACAAACGAUUUGAAAGGUUUGGCCCAUGCUGAAUGGGGAAAGAAAGAAAAUCUAUCCGUGAUCGAGGGAGACUUUUUGAUUGAACGCAAGCAGGGACUACGCCGCAAUUUCUUGGCCAAGCUGACGACACCCAAGUUCAAGGGAGAGCAUACCUUUGGCCUUAGUGGACAUUAUGAUAAACCAAAUGAAGAUUACCACAACUUAGUGUGUGCCUUGGAUUAUCCUGCAAGUCGUCGCAUAGCUGAUUUUGAUGUGUUCUUCAAUUCCUACACCAACAUGCAUGGUGUGGUCAACUCCAGUACACCUCUGCUCAAUGUUACCUGGUUGAAAACAGACUUUGAUUUUACCACAAAGAGCGGUCACAGCUAUCGUUAUAUACACUGCAGUUGGCCCAAAGAUAGCGCCUUUUUCAAGCUGAACAGCAACUAUGACAGUGAUAAUGCUAAUCACAAUCUGAAUGGCAAUAUUGAAAUAGAAGUUCCUUUGGCCACACGGCAUCGUGCUGAUAUUUCAUAUGGUCUGCAGGAAAGUCCCAAUUUGGACUCGGGCAAUUUAAAGGUUGUCUACAAUGAACAACAGAUACUCGAUGGCAAUUACAAGCGUGUAGAAGAACAGAAGCAUCCCAUCUACAAGGACACCACAGACAUUACGCUGGAGAACGAUAUGAAACCACUUGGCAUUCAUUAUGUCAACACUCGGGAUAUGAGUAAUCCCGCUGGAACAAGAGAUGUCAAACAUAUCGAAGUUUUUGAGCUGCGCAAUACGAAGAACUUCAAUCUGACCGGUGAACUUCACACUCUGACCACUCUUAGUUCCCAGGAGUUCAAACUAGUUGCGAUACAUCCGAAUCGUGCCGUUGUCCUCACCACAAAGUACGAGGAUGUGAGUCCUCAGGUUGUCAAGCAUCAUGCCAAGAUCGAAUUAUCCGAAACGGCAUGGAUUGGCUAUAAUCUGGAGCUGGGCAACUUUAGCAUGCAUGGCAACGAAUCGCAGCGCUUUGCCUUGGAGCUGUUCUAUCCUAAACGCAAUAUGUCCACCUCUGGCUGGUAUUAUGUCACAGAUAAGCAUUUUAAUGCGGACUUGGCAUUGAAAUGGGCAGGAACUGGGCGGCAUGACGAGUCGAGGAAGAUUCGUAGCAGCUUGCAAUGGAAUUCGGAGCCAUUGGAAAAGGGUGAUCGUGAUCAUCAGACAUUUGCCCUGACUGUGGCACAUCCCUAUCUCGAGAAGGAUAUCAUUUGCAAGGCGGAUUAUUAUCGCGGCAUCAAGGAUUUGCUCAGAACACAUUUAACCAUCGAUUAUUCGGACAGUCCUGAGCAAUUGAUUGUGUUGGGUGCCCAACUGAAGGAUUUGUAUCAUGAAUUAGGUCAUACGAAUUAUACUUUCAAGUUCUAUGGUUAUCAUCCUGCCUCUGAGUUGGAUGUGGAGUUGAAUGGCACUUUGGCUGCUCGUCCUUCGUACUACAAAACAGAAUCAACGGCACACUAUAAACGUGAUUAUUCUCCACGUUAUGGCAAGUUCUUGGCCUUGUUGGAUCUCAACAAAAAGGAGGUGGAAUAUGAACGUCAAUCGCCUUAUCACACGGUGCGUCUUUGGCUUCUGCCCACCAUGGAGUUCCCUAUUUAUGGCCUAAAUGCGACAGUUUGGGACACGCCAGAUACAAAUCACUCGGGCUACGUCUACGUGGAUAUUGCCAAGCGUCUUGCCCGUAUGGACUUUAAUCUCACAGAGGAUGCGAGUCAGAAUCUACAGAUGGUCGGUUAUAUUCCCGAUUCACGCAGUGGAUAUUUGGACAUCUGGCGGAAUUACGAAGAAAUACGCAUCAUUGAUGUCAGCUCAUAUCUAAAGAUGAAUCACUCACGUUUGAUUACGGGCCGAUUCCAUUGGCGUCCCAACAUUAGAGAAGAUCUCCGUGAGAAGUUCAAUGGUCUGGGUAAUUCCAUUUAUGGUUCCUUUUCGGAUGGCAUUGAUUUCUGGAUCAAGUCGCUGUACACGGAAUCUAUGGAAUCGAUGGGCGUCAUCUGGAAAACGGCCAAGGAAUAUAACAGCAAAUUUGUUGAAGACAUCAGUCAAUUGAGCGUCUUAGAGGAAGAUCUAAAUGAUCUGCGUCUGUUUGUCAAUCAAUCAUACGAGGCAAAUGAUUUCUAUAUCAAAAAUGUUGUCAACUUUACACUGACCAUAUUGGAUGAGUUGGCCAUCCGGGAUCACAUUCAAUCCUUGCCGAAAAUCUUCUCGGAACUGUGGCAAGCCAUGGGAGACUCCGGGAAGGCGUUGCGUAACAGCAUCGUCUGGUUAAUUGAUACCAUUAAGAAGACCUAUAAUAAUGUACUCGAUGCCGUCAGUCGAUUCUUCCACGGCGAGAGCUUGACUUACAUAACAUCACUCAUGGAAAAGGGCAUAGAGAAAUAUGAUAAAUUUGUCAAGGAUCUGCACAUUAAGUUUAUCAAAUACAUUGAAAAUUUAUGGCACAAGUCCUGGCAUUUGGCAGAAACCUAUUGGAAGAAUGUUCUCAAACGAUUCGAACCGCACAUGUUUAAGAUCAUUAGCUUUAUUGAAACAACUGCCUGGGAUCUGAGCAAGGAAGUGUUUGACUUCAUAUAUAAAAGAACCAAUGAACUCGCCGAGUCGCCGUACUUUAACAAGGUUUCCAGCUUCACAGCAGAUGCGGAGCGUUUGUACAGAGACUUCCAGGCAAAUGAUGCCAUUACCAACAUUAAAAAAUACUCAACGCUCACCUGGAACUUCAUCAAGGAGAAGUACUUCAAGCUGGUGCCAUUUGGUGCCGAACUGAAUGAGGUGCUUACGGAAAUCUGGCAGGAAAUAAAGGAGUUGCAGAAAAUCGAGCAAGUCAAGCUUGUGGUACAAAAGUACAAUGAAGUCUUGGCCCGAUUGGAAUGGAUUGCCGAUGAGUUGCAGCUCGAGUAUCGCGUUCAUCAAUUGUACGGACUGUUGCGCAAUAAAUUCCGAAAUUAUGCGUUAAAUGCUCUGGAAACGGCGGACAUGUAUCGAGAGGCUAAAACGAAGUUCAUCUUUGAUCCGGAGGUGGGCAUUAUUGAUCUGGAGCAAAAGCUGCCCAUGUCCUGGCAUGCAUUCAAUGAGACGCCCAAAUUCGAAGAGAUUCCCGAAUACAAAAUGCUCUCCAAGGUGCAGAAUUUCCUAAGUGAAACCAACUCCUCGAUCAUCACAAAGUUGUACAAUAUGCGAGCUCAUUUGGAUCCCAAGACCUGGCUGCCACCUUACUACUCACGUGCCUUGCUUAUCGACUCACGUCACUAUAUGACCUUCGAUCAACGUUUUGUUGGCCUCAACUUGAACUUUGAACAGUUGCCUCAAGCUCAGUGCAGUUAUUUGUUGGCUCACGACUUUUUCAAGCGGAACUUUACGCUGCUUCUCGAACCGGCGACACAAUCGAAGGCUAGUCGAGACGCUGGCCUGUUGUCCACACGCAAGCUGAGCUUUAUAGCCAAUGGACAGCUCUUAGAAAUUGAUCUGGGCACAGAUCAUAUUAGCAUCAAUGGCAAUCCGCAGCCUAUUUUGCCACUUAAACUGGGCGCAGUUAACAUCUAUCGUGAGCUGGACAUACUCUCCAUUAUUUCCGAUACACAGUUCAGUUUGCAUUGCAAUGUUCAGUUCGAUUUUUGUUGGUUCGAGGUGAGCGGUUGGUACUUUGCCAGAACAGCCGGUCUGCUAGGAACUUUGAAUAAUGAACCCUACGAUGAGUACACCAUGUCCAACAGUCUGAUUACGAAUGAAACACAGAAGUUUACCGACUCUUGGAGCCUGCAACAUUGCAAACCAAAGCAGUUGGCCAAGACUGAAACAACCACAAAUGAAGUAAACGUAAUUUGCAACAGUUUCUUCCACGGUGGCAUUUUGUCCGCUUGCAGUGCUGUCGUAGAUCCAACACCUUUCUAUGAAAUGUGCCUUGAUCUGGGCAUGAAAUCUCAGCCCAUUCGGCCGGGUCAUCCAGCGAUAAAGGGUGCUUGUUCCGCUGCCUUGGCGUACAUCGAAACCUGCACCUCAUUGAAGGUGCCCAUGCGUGUGCCGGAUCAGUGUGUGUUCUGUGAACUGGCGAAUGGUUCCUUUGUGCCAGAGGGCAAAUUUAUGGAGCUCAGCGGGUCAGAUAUACCAAGCAGCAGCGAUGUCGUCUUUAUUGUGGAGGCCAAGCCUUGCAAUGCAAAUCUCAAGGAAUCCAAAAGCAUCAUGAGCGUUGUGAACAGCAUCGAUGAGCAGUUGCGAGCUGCCAAAUUGACAAACAAUCGAUAUGCUGUUGUGGCCUUCGGCGGCAUUGAACCCUUUGAUAAGCCUCGCAGCAUUUUCUACGAGCGAAAUGUGUUUACCUCAAAGCCGGAUCAAUUGGCGAAUUACUUUGCCCACAUUAAUGCGGGCAAUGGAAGCAGCAAUGAUAUACUUAUGGCCAUUUCAACAGCAUCACGCUUGAACUUCCGUCCGGGCGUAUCCAAGACAUUUAUCCUGCUCUCGUGUAGCAGCUGUGCCGCAAAGGAUAUGCGCUUCGAUUCCACCUCCAUAUUGCAGUUUAUGCUGGAGGAAGGCGUCAAUCUGCACAUUUUGGCGGACACGGAGUUUGAUUUUGAGCGCGAUAAGAAAUUGCGACACUUCUUUGGUUUGGAUAAACAUAUUGUCUAUUCUAAGCGAUACCCUGAGGGAAAUGCCGAAGCACGCAAGCUGGCAAAUAUCUCCAAGAAAAACCUGGGCAUCUGCACGCAGUUGGCAUUGGAGACUAAAGGAUCCGUGUUCAGUGCACGGAAAUUAGCGCCAGAGCGCAAAUAUCCCAUCGUGCGGUUUGCCAACAUCUUUGGCAAGCGUGUGGCCCAAAGUGCCACGCCCAUUGGCACACAGACUUGCGAGUGCUCCGGCCACAAUUCGGGUGUGCCCUAUCUGGCCUGUUCCCCCACAGCUUUACCCGAAGAAAAGGGCAGCCUAGACGACUAUGAAGAGUUCGACAACUGGGAAUGGGAAGAUGAAUUGGACGAGCAAGCCUAAGAAACUGGAUUUUUUUAGUUUGUAUGCAAUAAGUUAGUUUAGCCAUAUCAAAACGAAUUGUAAAGUUUUUCCCAUAUAACUCGAAUCACAUUUUUUAUAAAUAAAAAAAACUAUCAAUCAUAUCUGACU